Molecule: messenger RNA, 1107 nt
Organism: Akanthomyces muscarius
Lineage: Eukaryota; Fungi; Ascomycota; Sordariomycetes; Hypocreales; Cordycipitaceae
Exons: 1
Coding region: 1-1107 (368 amino acids)
Biological process (GO): peptidoglycan turnover; carbohydrate metabolic process
Molecular function (GO): hydrolase activity, hydrolyzing O-glycosyl compounds
Source: RefSeq, a predicted model, not a curated record
AUGCGCUUCGUUGAAACUGUCGUCUCUCUUGGGCUGCUCCUGGCUACCCAAGUCAAACCCUGCCGUGGCGCCUCCGAUCUCGACAUCCUCGCCGGCCAGCAUGUCAUUUACUCCUUCCCCUCGUCCAGUACGCCCCCCGCGCAGCUAGUCCAGCUCACCAGGGCCGGCCUCGUAGGGGGUAUCAUCCUGUUUGGCGAGAACGUCGACUCCAACACCGCCGCUUCCAUGGAAACGCUGCGGAAAGCUUACGCCGCUUCCCCAGCGCCCGCACUGCUAAAAAGGACUACCGGGGCGGAUGUAAAAUUCUUCAUCUCGACGGACCAGGAAGGUGGAAAGGUGCGCCGCAUGAAGAAUGAUGAGCCAAAACUCUCCGCGAAACAGGUUGGCGCGUCGGCGGACGCAGCGGCUGCGGGCAAAGCGGCAGGAGCCGGUGCGGCGGCAACGUUGAAAAAGUUCAACAAUAAUGCGAACCUGGCGCCAGUUCUGGGCGUGUAUCGCCAAGCUGGUGAUUUUUUGGACUUUUAUGGUCGGUCGUUUGGAAAUAACUCUCAAGCAGUCAUCAAUGCCGUCGUGCCGUUCAUCAAGGCCCAGCAAGCCGCCGGCGUCGCUGCCACGGCCAAACACUUUCCCGGUCUGGGCGCCGCCUCGCACGACGCCAACACCGACGAACGUCCUGUGACGCUGGAACUGUCUCUCGAUGAGAUCCGACACAUCGAUGAGGCUCCAUACGUGCAGGCUAUUGCCGCAGGCGUCGAGCUCGUCAUGCUGUCUUGGGCCGUGUAUCCCGCGCUCGACGGGCGCCCGGCCGGUCUUUCCAACAAGUGGGUACAGGAUGAGCUCCGCGGCCGGCUAGGCUUCGCAGGCGUCACGAUUACGGACGCCAUGGAGGCGGGCUCGCUCAAGGGCUUCGGCAGUGCGGAGGAGACGGCGAAAUUGGCAGCCGAGGCCGGUAUGGACCUGCUUCUGGCGAGCGGACGGAAUGUGACGCAGGGCGAUACAAUUAGGACAGCGCUGGUGAGUGGUGUCCAGUCGGGAAGGCUAAGCAGGACGCAGUUCGAUGAUGCGACGAAACGGAUUGUGGCGAUGCGUAGCAAGCUGUGGGCGUGA